This is a messenger RNA of Oldenlandia corymbosa var. corymbosa, 2338 nucleotides long. The record is from the annotation of a GenBank genome assembly. Lineage: Eukaryota; Viridiplantae; Streptophyta; Magnoliopsida; Gentianales; Rubiaceae.
CUCACGCACUAGUCUUUUUUGUCCACAGUAAAAAGAAAAAGUAAAGAAGAAAGGAAAAAAAUGAGAUGAGACAGGUAAUUAGCACAACAGACGACACUGCCACACUCUGUCCCCCUUCCUUCUCUUCUUCUCCUUCUCCUUCUCUUCUUCCCUUCUUUCUUUCCCCUGCUCUUUCUGACCAUGGUUUCAUCAUAGCAAAAUCAAUACCCCCCCCCCAAAAGAAAAUAAUAAUAAAUAAAAAAUUAAAGGAGGAAUUGAACCCACCACACCCACAGUUCAUACACACACAGAGACACUCAUUCUUACCUUUUUAAUUUCUCUACUAAUUACUACUUCCUCCAUUUCUCCUUUCCCUUUUUGUCCCAUUCUGUUUUCCGUACUCGUCAUCAUCAUCAUCAUCAAUGUACCUUCCCUCCAUCUCUCUGUCUCAUUUGUAGCGGUAGCAGGGGUAAAAAAAGGAGAAUCCCUUUUGAAUUUGAAGAGUAAGUAUGUUAUCCUUUUCCCCUUUUUCCCUUUCCCCCCUUUCUAUUUGGAUUUUUUUUUUCUUUUUUGGGUUCUGAAGCAAAUGUCGGAACUCUACCAAGUAGCUCGGUGAAGGGAGUAUUUUGGGUUUUACUUCAAUCAGGAGUUCUCAUGUUUGGAUGAAGAAAUGCUUGUGGGGUUUUUUUUUUUAAAUUAUUUUUUUGGGAAAAAAAAUUAUGUUAAAGUCCUUGUCUUGGAUUUCAUGGUUUGCUGUGAAGAAUUUAAAUCAACCCAAUGUCAAUUUUGGGUUUCUUUUUCUUUCUCAUUUUCAAGGCAGUAAUUUUGCAGCUUCUUUUUGAAAUGGAUAUUUCCGUAAAUGGAUAGUCUAUCAUUUUGCAGUCAAAAAGCAGUGUGCUUUGUUUUCCUUUUUCUCCUCUCUUUUGUGGGUGGGGUGGUCCCUGUGGGGAGGGUGUCCUGUUUGGUUUUUGGGGAUAUGGGGAAGGGGAGGUUGUCCUCUUUCAAUGCUGGGUAAAUGGCUGAACCUGCUGUGUUGUUGAACUUCAAACUUUAAUUGUUUUUGGUUCUUGCUUACUAACAAACUUCUAUAGUUUCAAUGCCAUCCUGAAAAUUUCCCCCUUUUUUUUUUGUUCCAUUUGAUCUUAUGUUAUGCAGCUGUUGUAAGUGAUCCGAUCUCAAUUGUGGAGGGAAAUGGAGGGAAAUCGAGAAAUGGAGGUGCAUUACAUGAAUACUGGCUUUCCUUACAAUGGCUCAGAGGGUUAUAUGGACUUCUUUGGAGGACUUCCACAAGCCCCAUUGUAUUAUGCUCAACCUCCGCCAAUGCCUCAUGAUCAUGUAUCUACAUAUUGGUCAAUGAAUAUGAAUUCUAACCGAUUUGGAAUUUCUGCUCCAGAAAAUACCUCGUACUAUGGUUCUUAUACAAUAAAUGAUGAAAUGACACGGAUGGAUUACAACAGAAGAGUUUGGGAGUAUCCUUCUGUCAUGAAUAUUGAAGAACCAACUGUUGUAGAUAUGCCUUCCGAAGAGAUUGAAGUCCCUACUAUGCAGGCCAUCCCCGAAGAGUCCCAUAGCCCCGAAAGCACAUUCAGUCAGCAAGAUGGUGCUAGUUCUCAGGCUGUUUGGGAAGACGACAUAGAUCCUGACAACAUGACAUAUGAGGAAUUGCUUGAUUUAGGAGAAGCGGUUGGAAGUGAGAGCAGGGGACUUUCUCAAGAUCUUAUUGAUUUGCUUCCAACCUCUAAGUUCAAGUCUGGUGGAAUUUUUUCUAGAAAAAAGUCUGCAGAGAGAUGCGUGAUCUGCCAAAUGAGAUACAAAAGAGGUGACCGGCAAAUAAAUUUGCCUUGCAAACAUGUGUACCAUGCUACUUGUGGAUCCAAAUGGCUCAGCAUCAACAAGACUUGUCCUGUUUGCAAUAGUGAAGUGUUCAAGGAUGAGUCGAGGCAAUGAAGCGAUUGACAUUUAGAGGCGUGAUGAUAUCCAAUAUCUGAAGCAGUACUUACUCGAAAUACAGUUUUCUUUUUGUCGCUGGUCCUCUCUUACAUACGUAGAGCUAGUUUAGCUUCGAUUUGCUCUGUUAGGUUAAUAUAUUUUGUGACUAGGUAGGAAAAGCCAUACAUCCUUUAUGUAUAAUUGAUGCAACAACUGUUAAGAGGAAAGCUAAAAAGAUGCAGAACUAUGUUCCUAAUCUAAUGCCCUUCUCAAUUCAAGUGCUGAACUGUCUUGCGAGAAUUACACUUUGCUCAAGCUGAGUUGAGUAAAAGUCACAUGUAGAUUGGUUGCUUUCAUAAGUUAAAUUUGAUUGCUUCUUAACUAUUUAAUCUAUACAUUUGAUGAUACAAAUGAUAAGUUUUAAGAUAGC